Rotaria sordida is the source of this 709-nucleotide messenger RNA. Lineage: Eukaryota; Metazoa; Rotifera; Eurotatoria; Philodinida; Philodinidae. The record is from the annotation of a GenBank genome assembly.
AUGAAAACAAUGAUUGAUUCGGGCUCUGAUGAUUCGUUUAUUAGUCCAGAAGCUUUGGCCAAAAUUUCUCCACAACCUAUUAUACAUCCGACUAAUAAAGAUUUUCAAGCUAUGAAUGGCACGCAAGUUAUCAUAUCUGGUUAUGUUAUAUUAACAAUUGACUUUGAUAAAAACUUAUCUGAUGAAAUAAUCUAUGUAUCACGUCAAACCAACAUCGAUUUACUUUUAGGACAAACAUGGAUUAAGAAACACCAAGCGAUUCUUAAUUGUAAAGAUCAAUGUAUUACCAUCAUGACUGAUAAUGGUCCAAGAUCCAUUCAAUAUAUACCAACAUAUGACGAUAAUAGUGUUGAUACAUGUCAACAAUACAACAUUCGAUUAGUACAUGAUGUUACUAUUAAAUCACGAACAGUACAACCAGUUGACGCUAUUUGUUCAUCGAUUUCAAAUGCAGACACAGUUAUAUUUCGUCCACGACAACAACUACAAGAAGAUCUUUCAAUACUAAUCCCGAAUAGCUUAUUGAAUAUUUACCAUCACCGAACAACAUUAUACAUUGUUAAUCAUACAGAUACUGAUUGUGUAUUACCAAAAAAUUCAAAACUAGGUAAAGUUCGUCACGUCCCAUUAACUAAUCUCUGUUGUAGUAUUACCGAAUCAUUUGAAUCAUUCAAACCUGAUACUGUUAUACCAAGCAAGAUUUUAGAAG